Molecule: messenger RNA, 897 nt
Organism: Alternaria incomplexa
Lineage: Eukaryota; Fungi; Ascomycota; Dothideomycetes; Pleosporales; Pleosporaceae
Exons: 1
Coding region: 1-897 (298 amino acids)
Cellular component (GO): membrane
Source: RefSeq, a predicted model, not a curated record
AUGUCCGGGCCGCCAGUGUACGCGCUCAUCAACUACUUCAUACUGUCACGACUCCUUUACUACAUUCCUUACCUGGCACCUCUACACCCAGGGCGUGUAGCAACGACCUUCAUCGGCCUCGAUGGCGUAUGCGAGAUUCUCAUCGGACAAGGUGCAUGGCGUAUGGCCAACUCAAGGUCCACCGAUGCAGAACGGCAACUCGGCUCAGAUCUCGUCACCGCAUCGCUUUGUCUCCAGGCAGCACUCUUCGGUGCAUUUGGUAUUCUCGCUGCGCAAUUUCAUCGACGUGCCAAAAAAGCCGGCGUACUGAAGCAGGAUCUACGCGUCGUACUGUACGUCAUGUACGUGAGUGCGACUAUCGUUACCAUACGCUGCAUAUAUCGCCUCGUGGAAUACAUCCUCGGUUGGGAGUCCUCCAUAUAUCAGAACGAAAUCUACUUCUGGAUCUUCGAAGCUGUCAUUAUGUUUCUCAACACCACUUUACUCAAUCUGUGGCAUCCGGGUAAACGUCUACCUCCUUCCAACUCGGUGUUCUUGGCUCGCGAUGGCGUGACUGAACGGAAAGGACCAGGCUGGGGUGAUGACAGACCGUGGAUCAUUACCAUCUUCGACCCUUUUGAUAUUUGGGGUCUGUUCAAGGGGAGAGAUAAGAAGACACAGUUCUGGGAUAUGAGCGAUGCGGAGUUAGAGGCGGCUCGGGCAGAAAAGAAGAAGAACAAGCGAGGAGUAGUGAACGGCUUGGUCGAUCCUUUUCAUCUUUGGGGUGAGAGGGGAUACAUUGGCAGGUAUCUCAAGAAAGACAAGAGAGGCAGCACAAACGACGAUGAAAGUGUGGUACAGCUCCGACACGCCAAGCAGCAGAAGUACAGUGGUAAAGGUACGAAUGAUGCAGUCUAA